This is a messenger RNA of Lycium barbarum (goji berry), 1026 nucleotides long. RefSeq lists its product as uncharacterized. The record is from RefSeq and is a predicted model, not a curated record. Bases 1 to 1026 code for a protein of 341 amino acids. Lineage: Eukaryota; Viridiplantae; Streptophyta; Magnoliopsida; Solanales; Solanaceae. The transcript has a single exon.
AUGGAAACUAGAGACUUUCAGGAGUUUGUAAGUAACACUAAUCUGAUUGAAAUGAAGUCAGUUGGGAGGCAAUACACAUGGUCCAAUAAUCAGGUCCUUAGCAAAAUUGAUUGGAUAUUUGUUAAUGCUCAAUGGAUCCAACAAUGGCCUCAUAUGGAAGGGGUGAUUAUGGACCCUCUCUUCUCAAACCAUAGCCCACUGAGAAUCCAGCUUGAAGUACCUAAGGAGAGGAAAUCUGGAUCCUUCAAAUUCUAUAAUUACUUGGCUGACCAUCCUAGAUUCCUACAGGUGGUUGAAACUUAUUGGAGGAAACCUUGCUAUGGUACUCAUAUGCUAGCAGUCUGGAACAAACUGCAAACUAUCAAAAAGGGUAUGCAACAACUACCACAUAAAGAAUUUAAAGGGAUUGGUGACAAAGUUUCAGAUUCUAGAGCAGUUCUAAUAGGCAUCAAACAGCAAAUGAGGGAUCAUAGUAGGCAAGCUGAACUUGUCCAGGCUGCAGCUGAGGCAAAGAAACAACUAGAAAAAUGGGUACUAGUAGAGGAAAGCAUUGCACGACAAAAAUCCAAAGUUACAUGGUUGAAGUUGGGAGAUGCCAACAUAGCCUACUUUCAUGCUUGUCUGAAAAAUAGACAAGUCCAGGACCAAAUUAUAAGGCUGGUAAACAAGCAGGGUGGACUACUAAUAACUGAGCAGGAAAUUGAACAUGAAGUGAGUGAAUUCUAUAAGGAACUCUUGGGUAGUUCAACUACACAACUCCCUGUGGUACUGCCUGAUAUCAUGAGCAGUGGUCCAAUAUUAAAUUGGGAACAACAAAGGAACUUAGUAAGUCCUGUUAGUAGAGAAGAAGUAUAUGAUGCUCUACAAGAUAUAAAUGAUUCCAAAGCCCCCGACAAUGAUUGGUUCAAUGCUCUCUUCUUUAAAAAGGCUUGGCCAGUAAUUGGUCAAGAUGUAACAGAUGCUAUUCUUGAUUGUUUUAAAUCUGGACAAAUGUAUAGUGCAAUUAACUGUGCCCCCUCACCUUAA